This is a messenger RNA of Rotaria sp. Silwood1, 264 nucleotides long. The record is from the annotation of a GenBank genome assembly. Lineage: Eukaryota; Metazoa; Rotifera; Eurotatoria; Philodinida; Philodinidae.
AUGCUUAAUUGUUAUUCUAGUGAAGAUCGUAUUCGUAAUGGUUCAAAAAAAUUAAUAAAAGCUCGAACAACAACUCAACAAGGUCGUCUUGAUACAUUCUUUUCAGUAUCUCGUACUAUUUCGACGGCAGUACCAACUGUUAAAAAAACUGAAAGUCCAAUAGCUGCUAACAAAGGUCUUAAACGUAAAACUGGACCAACAACUGAUAAUAAACCAAAAGGAAAAGCCGGUGCUGGUUCAACUAAAAAACCUAAAGUUAAAUAA